AUGGCUAAGCGGAAACUUUCCACAGUAGCAGCUGCGCCAGGCACAACGGCUGAAGCAUCCAUUGUUGACCGGUCAAAGAUGCGCCGCACGGCAGUCCCUGUGCCUUCCAAGGAUGGAGGCAACAAGCCUCACCCGGCGCGUCGCCAGCCGUCUCGUGGGGGACCCGCUGUGACUACAGAUCCCAACGUCAAUCCUGAAGUUCUCGAUGGCGUCAACGCGCUGCGAGCGUCACCCGACGGGCAUGAGGAAAGUGCCGUGAGCAACCACGCGCCGGCAGUCAAUGUACCCACUAAACAAACGGGAAAAGAUAAGGCAAAGAAGGGCAAGCUACCGCAAGUGAAGAAGGAGCAAGAUGACAGCCAUAGCAUUGCACUUGUUAACGGUCUCACGGAGAAUGUCACUGGUCCUGCAGAUGAUACCGGGGUGCCUGGCGAUCCUGAAGCAGCCGACGAGCUAGAGAACGACGACGAGGCAGAGGUCAAGGCAGCGUCGUUGAGACCUCCCCCUGUAAACUCCGGCUAUCUACCCCUGCCAUGGAAAGGACGCUUAGGCUAUGCCUGUCUUAACACCUACCUUCGUAACGCAAACCCGCCUGUCUUCAGCUCGAGGACGUGCCGUAUUGCGAGCAUCUUAGAGCAUCGACACCCCUUGAAGGACCCUUCGCAACCGGAGCAUGCCACCAAGAAUCGACCCGAUAAGGACCAGCCGGCUGAUGUUGGCAGGGGCAUGAGAUAUGUUGAAGAGCUAGGCCUAGCUAACGCGCGGGACAUCAGCAAGAUGGUAAGGUGGAAUGACAAGUACGGGAUAAAAUUCAUGCGGCUAAGCAGUGAGAUGUUUCCGUUCGCAAGCCACGAAGAAUAUGGCUACACUCUCGAGCCUUUCGCCGCAGACACCCUUCGCGAAGUCGGCGAAGUUAUCGCUGAGCUUGGUCACAGAGUGACUACUCAUCCAGGUCAAUUCACCCAAUUGGGCUCACCGCGGAAAUCUGUCAUCGACAACGCGGUUCGCGACCUGGUGUAUCAUGCCGAGCUGCUUUCUUUGUUGAAGCUUCCCCAACAACAAGACCGAGAUGCUGUGAUGAUCAUGCAUCUUGGCGGUGCCUUCGGGGAUAAGCCAGCCGCCAUUGAGCGAUUCAAGGAGAACUACGCAAAGCUUCCAGAUGGUGUGAAAAAACGCCUCGUGCUUGAGAACGACGAUGUCGUCUGGUGUACUCAUGAGAUAUUACCUCUUUGCCAGGAGCUCAAUAUUCCCUUCGUUCUGGACUUUCAUCACCACAACAUCCUCUUCGACUCGACGCAGAUUCGUGAAGGCACUAAAGACAUCGUCGAUCUCUUCCCAAAGAUCCUCGAGACCUGGACCAAAAAGGGCAUUACACCUAAGAUGCAUUAUAGCGAACCUUGUCCUGGCACCAUCACUGGCAGAGACCGUAGAAAGCAUUCACCCCGCGUUAUGACACUCCCCCCUUGCCCCGACACCAUGGAUCUGAUGAUCGAGGCCAAAGAUAAGGAACAAGCUGUCUUUGAGCUUAUGCGAACACUGAAGCUCCCAGGGUUUCAUCUCAUCAAUGAGAUUGUGCCACAUCAACGGCAAGAUGAAAAUAAGCCUUUCAAGCCUAAGCCCAAAAAGGCUGUUAAGAAAGGCAGGAAACAGAAGACCGACGAUCUUGACGACCUGGAAGCGAAAAUAGAGCAAGUAGAGGAAGAGGAGGUACCUCCUCCAUUGGUCCCAGAAGACGAAUUGGGUAUGGGUGGGCCUGAGAGACGUGUAUACUGGCCGCCCACUAUGGAAGACUGGCUUCGGCCUGCGAAGCGCGUGAUCAAGAAGAAAGAGGAGGGCGCCGCCACCCCCGCCAAGAAGAAGCAGAAGACGGUGGUAACCCCUGGAGAUAAUGCAUCCAUCGUCGGUGAACCGGCCAGUAUCGACGACACUAAAAUUCCAGCCAAGAAGGCGGCCCCCAAACGGCCUGCUAGCACGAAGAAGAAGGCGCCAAAAUCCGUCCCUACGCCCUCACCUUCAGAUGAUGAGGACUCGUUGAGUUCCCCACCGCUUAGCGAGGGAGAUGAGGACGAGGCUCCGGUCGUGCAGAAGCGUGCGGUGCAAGCAUCGGCUACACGAAAGAAGUCUGGCAGGGCUACGGCAUCGGUUAGCUACAAGGAGGAAGACGUGGAUGAGAUGGUCAUGUAG
Messenger RNA from Dothidotthia symphoricarpi CBS 119687, 2184 nucleotides. Its product is annotated as UV-endonuclease UvdE. Gene Ontology annotation, molecular function: endonuclease activity. The coding region runs from base 1 to 2184 and encodes 727 amino acids. The transcript is spliced from 2 exons. The record is from RefSeq and is a predicted model, not a curated record. Lineage: Eukaryota; Fungi; Ascomycota; Dothideomycetes; Pleosporales; Dothidotthiaceae. Gene Ontology annotation, cellular component: mitochondrion; nucleus. Gene Ontology annotation, biological process: response to UV; nucleotide-excision repair; mitochondrial DNA repair.